Oncorhynchus mykiss (rainbow trout) is the source of this 2976-nucleotide messenger RNA. Its product is annotated as protein ATP1B4. NCBI's taxonomy places the organism in Eukaryota, Metazoa, Chordata, Actinopteri, Salmoniformes, Salmonidae. Gene Ontology annotation, cellular component: sodium:potassium-exchanging ATPase complex; nuclear inner membrane. Gene Ontology annotation, biological process: regulation of DNA-templated transcription; potassium ion transport; sodium ion transport. The record is from RefSeq and is a predicted model, not a curated record.
AUUCACUAUGAUGCUCGCCUAGCUGUGAGGAGCUUCUUGUGCCCGGCUCCCCUUGUGUGCGUAAAACUUUCUAAUGAAAUCCCAAAUUAAUUUUUGACCAAUUUAGAAUUCGUUCUACUUAGGGUCAAGAGGGAUUCAAGACACUCAAAGAACUUUCCCUGCUAAAGAAAACUCAGAAUCAUGGAGCCCAUUUCUACGGCGGGAGGGGCUGAGGAAGAGCACCAUGGAAACUUCUCACCAAAUCCAUCUGCAGAGGCGCCGCCUGGAAAGCACGCAGUGUCAGAGGCCUUGGAAGAGGUGCAGGAGGAGUUGAUAGAACAUCAACCUCUGGAGCAGGAAGACCUGAACUUUGAGAAAUGGAAGCCCAAGCCCAAACCUAAGAGAACGCUCCACGAGAAAGCAGGCGAUGUGAAGACAUAUCUAUGGAACGCAGAGACCAGAGAGUUCAUGGGCCGCACUGGGCAUAGCUGGUUUCUGAUCAUCCUCUUCUACACGGCACUGUAUGCAUUCCUGGCGGCCAUGUUUGGUGCCUGUAUGUGGUGCCUCAUGCUGUCUAUCAGCCCCUACCAUCCAACCCACAACGACAGGGUGAUGCCACCAGGUAUGACGAUGUCCCCACAACUGGAUGGGCACUAUGAGAUCGCCUUCAAUGCAUCUGACCGCAAGUCUUGGAAGAAGUAUGCAAAGCUAAUGGAAGAACAACUAAGACCAUACAAUGACGCCGUGCAGGAGCAGAGGAACAUCCAGUGUCCGCAGGACGCGUACUUCAUGCAGGAUGAACAAGGGGAAAGCGCAGAGAGGAAGGCGUGCCAGUUCAAGAGGUCCUGGCUGGGCGAGUGCUCGGGGCUCCAGGACCCCCACUUUGGAUUCUCCCAGGGGAAACCCUGCAUCCUCCUCCGAAUGAACCGGAUACUGGGCUAUUUACCUGGCCAUGGCACUCCUGUAAACGUGACCUGUGGAGUCAAGAAAGGUGCGCCAGAAAGCUUAGGAGAACUUCAGUUCUUCCCAAAAAGCAUUUUCAACCUGAUGUACUACCCUUACUAUGGGAAGCUGAGACAUGUGAACUACACAGCACCGGUGGUGGCCGUGCGUUUCAAUGGGCUGCAGUAUGACACCCACAUUGUUGUAAAAUGCAAACUCAAUGGCAAGGGCAUCAUCAAUGAUUCGCCUACCGAUCGCUUCCUAGGCAGUGUGUCCUUCUCCUUCGAUGUGGGCGCAUAGUAGUAUUCCCCAUGCUGAAUGCUGUCCCCAUGACAACCAGGAGACAAGAGAAUAUAGGAAAAAAUCUCAUUAUGUUGAAUCCUUGUUUUGCAUAAAAUAGUUGACCAGCUUCUCUCUUCUCCCAAUUCCUCAUGUACUCUUGUGCCUUUUGCUGAAAAAAGCAAUCAUUUGGAAUGUUAAUGGAUCAUAAGCACACACACACACGACACACACACCUCACCGAUAGUCUUGAGCACAAGCUAAGUAUAGAAACUGAAUAUUACCAUUGAAUACUUAGCUAGAUUAAUGCCACUAGCUAGGUUUAUGAAACACAAGGCUCAUCUCACAGGUAGUUCGUCUCUGUAGCUAUGCAAUUUAUAAUUUAAGACAUUAUUAAUAUACAUAAAUACCCACUGUACAAUAAGGAUAUAAGAGGAACAUGUUAAGCACAUUUUGAUUUUAAAUCAAAUUGUGUACUAAUUUCUUUUGAGUUUGUACUUUUCAACAGCAUUUCUAUUGUGUUUUGUAGACUCCAAGGGCUACAAUAUGAAGAAUGGUGAAGGCAGGACACUUUUACUUACACAGUAAGAUAAACAGUAAAUGACUAGGUUACAUUUCAGGUUUUACAUAGUAAGCUAAACAGUAAAUGACUAGGUUAAAUUUCAAUAAGAUAAACAGUAAAUGACUAGGUUACAUUUCAGUAAGAUAAACAGUAAAUUACUAGGUUCAAUUUCAAUAAGAUAAACAGUAAAUGACUAGGUUACAUUUCAGUAAGAUAAACAGUAAAUGACUAGGUUAAAUUUCAAUAAGAUUAACAGUAAAUUACUAGGUUACAUUUCAGUAAGAUAAACAGUAAAUGACUAGGUUACAUUUCAGUAAGAUAAACAGUAAAUGACUAGGUUACAUUUCAGGUUAUAUUGUUUUUUGAUAGCUCCUUAUUCUACAUUUAUUGAUAAUAUACAUUGAGUGUACAAAACAUUAAUAUUGAGUUGCACCCCCGUUUGCUCUCAUAACAGCCUCAAUUUGUUGGGGCAUGGGCUCUACAAGGUGUCGAAAGCAUUCCACAGGGAUGCUGGCCCACGUUGCUCCAAUGCUUCCCACAAUUAUGUCAAGUUGGCUGGAUGUCCUUUAGGUAGUGGACCAUUGUUGAUACACAUGGGAAACUAUUGAGUGUGAAAAACCCAGCAGCGUUGCAGUUCUUGACACAAACCGGUGUGCCUGGCACCUACUACCAUACCCUGUUCAAAGGCACUGAAAUCUUUUGUCUUGCCCAUUCACCCUUUGAAUGGCACACAUACACAAUCCAUGUCUCAAUUGUCUCAAGGCUUAAAAAUCCAUAUUUAACCUGUCUCAUCCCCUUCAUCUACACGGAUUGAAGUGGAUUUAACAAGGGAUCAUAGCUUUCACCUGGAUUUACCUGGUCAGUCUAUGUCAUGGAAAGAACCGGUGUUCUUAAUGUUUUGUAUACUCAGUGUAUGCUGCCAUUUUGUUUUAUUUUGUAUGAACACAAGACUGCUACUGAGACUGUAAUACUGCAGGCUGACUUUGAUCUCUAUAUUAGCUGAUGGGAAGUAAGAUCUACUGUGGAAACCGACAGAGGUCACAUUGUUGCUAAACUUGUACGCCAGUCUUGCACACUCUUCAUGAAAUAACAGGCUAUUUUGAUUUAGGCCUAGAAUUAAUCCUUGUUACUGUACCUUUGCUAUGAUUCUACUAAACCUGGUAUCCAUGUAUUUAUUCUGAUAUAUACUAUAAUAAAUACAAUGUUGAUAAGAA